Molecule: messenger RNA, 3122 nt
Organism: Ilex paraguariensis (yerba mate)
Lineage: Eukaryota; Viridiplantae; Streptophyta; Magnoliopsida; Aquifoliales; Aquifoliaceae
Source: the annotation of a GenBank genome assembly
AUGCCGACAUACAAGAUCAAGGGAAUCGAUGUGGAGUUCCCUUUCGAAGCUUACGAUUGCCAGAUAGCUUACAUGGAAAAAGUCAUCCAAUCUCUACAAAACAGAUGUAACGCGCUAUUGGAGAGUCCUACUGGAACUGGAAAAACUUUGUGUCUCCUUUGUGCCACAUUGGCUUGGAGGCAUAGUUUGGACCAAAGGGGUGGUCGUAACGUGGGAGGCAAGCAUUCAGAUGAUUCGUCAUCACAGUCUGAAUCCUCAAAACUACCCACUAUUGUAUACACAACUCGUACGCACAGUCAGCUUCGACAAGUUAUUCAAGAAUUCAAAAGAACCAGUUACAGGCUUAAAAUGGUAGUAUUAGGAUCUCGAGAGCAACUAUGCAUUCAUGAAGAAGUGAGUCAACUUCAUGGAAAAACACAGACAAAUGCCUGCCACACCCUCCGUAAAAAGAGCAAAAAGCGCUAUUGUGCCCAUUACCCUCGUGUUACAGAAUUCAUGAAAAAAAAUCCUGGUCUUGGAGAUGAACCUUUUGACAUAGAGGACUUGGUCAACAUUGGAAGAAGUUGUGGACCGUGCCCUUAUUAUGUGUCACGAGAGCUCCACAAGGUUGUUGAUAUCCUCUUUGCACCUUAUAAUUAUCUUAUUGACCGUGGGUACAGAAAAUCUCUUAGCAUCGAGUGGAACAACUGUGUACUAAUAUUUGAUGAGGCUCACAACUUGGAAAGCUUAUGUGCUGAUGCAGCAUCUUUUGACCUGACUUCUGGACUUCUGACAGCUUGCAUUUCUGAAGCACAAACUUGUGCAGAUCUUUGUAUCGAGAGAAGGGAGAAAUCGAAUGACAAAUCAUGUAAUCCAGAUAAUUUUGCUAUUCUCAGAGCUCUUCUUUUGAAGCUUGAGAAGCGGAUUGCUGAAAUGCCUAUUGAAUCGAAAGAAUUGGGUUUUACCAAGCCUGGGCCCUACAUUUAUGAAUUACUUGCUGAUCUAAAUGUCACACGUAAAACUGCCUCCAUGCUCAUUGAUAUAAUAGAGGAAGCUACUUUACUUCUUGAAGAAGAUUCAGAUGUUACUGUUAGUGGAGUGUCACACAAGUCAAAGGGAACUGUCUGCAGGCUGGAAAGCAUGGGCGACAUUCUUAAAUUAAUUUUCAAAGAUGGCGAUGUCUCUCAUGCCAAAUACUAUCAGGUUCAUGUUCAGGAAGCUGAAGCAAGAGCUCCAGAUGUCUUUAAAGCGAAAACGUCUAGAACACUCAGCUGGUGGUGUUUUAAUCCUGGAAUUGCUAUGGAAGAAUUUCCGAAGUUGGGUGUUGGAUCUAUCAUCUUGACAUCUGGCACUUUGUCUCCUAUGGAUUCAUUUGCUGAGGAAUUGAAGUUAGAGUUUCCUGUUCGUUUGGAGAACCCUCACGUUAUAGCAGGAGAUCAGAUAUGGGCUGGAGUUGUACCAAUAGGUCCAUCUGGUUUCCCUCUCAAUUCUUCUUAUCGGAGCCGUGAUUCUUUAGAAUACAAGCUAGAACUUGGCAAUGCUAUCGUAAAUUUUGCUCGAAUAGUACCAGAUGGACUGCUAGUAUUUUUUCCAUCUUAUUACCUUUUGGACCAAUGUAUUGGGUGCUGGAAGGAUAUGAGUCAUGAUUACCCAACAAAUUUCAGCACUAUCUGGGAAAGAAUCUGCAAACAUAAGCAACCUGUUGUUGAACCUAGGCAAUCUUCUGUUUUUCGUUUGUCAAUUGAUGACUAUAUGGCAAAGUUGAAGGACACCUCAAUGUCUGGUGCUGUGUUUUUUGCAGUUUGUCGUGGUAAGGUAAGUGAAGGACUUGAUUUUGCUGACCAUGCUGGGAGAGCUGUGGUCAUCACUGGUAUGCCGUUUGCCACAAGGACAGACCCCAAGGUUCGCCUGAAACGUGAAUACUUGGAUCAACAGGCACGGUCACAGCAGAUAGGCAGUAAGGUUUUGGUUGGAGAAGAGUGGUAUAGUCAACAAGCAUUACGGGCAGUGAAUCAGGCUGUUGGUCGUGUCAUUCGUCAUCGCCACGAUUAUGGGGCAAUAAUUUUUUGUGACGACAGGUUUACACAUUCAAAUCGUCAGUCAAAAAUAUCACUUUGGAUACAGCCUCACAUGAAGUGUUACUCCAAAUUUGGGGAUGUAGUUUUCUCAUUGACCCGGUUUUUUCGAGAUGGAGCUGCUCGAGGACCUACGAAGAAGGAACUAGCACGAACUGAAGAUUGGGGCAACUUAUAUGGGUUGGAAACCAUCCAACCUGUGAACAAACUUCAUAUUGAAAAGUUCAUCGCGCCUCUGACCAGAGCAAUGGAUCCAGCGUGCUCCAAUAAAUUAUUAUCUUCUAAGGAUAGAGCUAAACGACACAUCUUUGGCCAUGUGGGAGAAAUACUUCCUGCUAACCGCUCAUUUCUGACCUCUGACAAGCAAAAUCAGAAUUUGACCUUGAAACACUCUAGUGAUCUGCUUACCCAUGAGAAAAAACUCUUGAUUCCUGGGACAAAAAAUCUGCCACAUAGCAAUCAUGAAAUAGUUGAUUUGACCACAGAUGCAUUGUCGGAUAAAAGAACAUGCGAAGAAGUGAUUGCACCUUGUUCCUGGAAGAAAGCAAGAUUCGGACAAGUAGGGAUGGGUGUAAUGCUGCAUUGUGAAAACUCUCCAGAGCAUUCACCAGUUGACCGAAAAGCACAAUCAAGUGUUCCUUUUUUCAUUAAUGAAUCAGUAAAAGUAAAACAUGAGGAUACACAGGUGUUCGAGCAUGGAAACAUACAAAAUGCUCAUGGCGUGCUGUCUAACUCUGUACCUCACUGUGAUGAGGAAAAAAAGGGAUCUUCUUUUCUGAUCCAGGUCCAAGAGAAACUUACUGAUUUAGAAUAUAAAGAAUUUGUGGGUGCUAUGAAGGCUCUGAAGUCUAAAGCAAUGAAGAUAGGUCACGUUCUCCAAACCAUUGCGACCUUAUUUUCUGCUCCAGAUAGGCUCUCUCUUUUUCAACGAUUCAAGGAUUAUAUCCCUGCGAAGUAUCAUUCUCUGUAUGACCAUUAUCUUAAAACAAGUGAUGAUGCAGUUGGCCCUUGAAGUAAGGAAUUCUUUCUUAGUUAAGUUUUUACAUACUGUAUCAGGUUAAAUUGUCA